UCUCUGUCAGAUGCUGCUGAGCUCUUCAAGGUUCACACACGCAGACAAGGUUCCUCUGACCCGCAGAGACGCUGAACGGUAUCUCAGAGAGGAGAGAAGGAGGAAGUGACGGGUUUGUGUUGGAGCACAAUGGAGGUGGAGAUGUUGAGCAGAAGAGGCUCCAAACCCAGUGUGGCUCCGUGUUCGCUCACCAAAGUGGCUUUAAUCACGCUGGUGUGUUCCUGUCUUGCUCUGCUGAUUGCUGUCAUUGCAGUCUCACAGAAAUUGACUAAAGAAGAGUUCUGUCUCACGCCGGAGUGCAUCGAAGCAGCUGGCUCCAUUCUGAGUAAGCUGGACCCCAGCGUGAGCCCAUGUGAUGAUUUCUACCAGUACGCGUGUGGUGGCUGGCUCAGAGAACAUCCCAUUCCGGAAGAUUCCUCCAGCUACGGGAUCUACCCCUGGCUUCGGCAGAACGUGGACCUCAAACUCAAAGAGCUGCUGGAACAGCCGACUGCUGACGGAGACAUCGAGGCAGUGAAGAAGGCCAAGAUAUUGUACCGUUCCUGCAUGAACGAGACUGCCAUCGAGCUGUUGGACUCCAAGCCACUGCUGAAGGAGCUGAAGAAGCGUGAGUUCCGCUGGCCCGUCCUGGGCGACGCUCUGGGCGCUGACGUUCAGUGGGACUCAAGAAAGUUUGACCUUCUCCAGACUCUGUCUCAGAUCCGCACUCAGUACAGCAAAUCCGUCCUGCUGCGGCUUUACGUGUCAGCUGAUGACAAGAACUCUCAGGUGUUCAUCAUCAAGCUGGACCAGGCGUCCUUGGCUUUAUCCAGAGAUGAUUACACCACCAACAGUGCUGAGGCACAAACAAACCGAGAGGCCCUCCUGAACCUGAUGGUGGGCGUGGCCGUCAUGCUGGGAGCCAAUCAGCAGGCAGCUGAGUCUCAGAUGAAAGCAGCACUGGACUUUGAGAUGAAACUUGCCCAGAUUGUGAUUCCUUAUGAGAACCGCACCAGUGAGACCAUGUACAACAGAUACAGUCUGUCUAAACUACAGCGCACCAUCCCUGAGUUUAACUGGCUGGCUUUCGUUCGAGCAGCGAUCGACUCUAAACUCUACCCAGAUCUUUCCAUCUCGUCGUCGGAGCAGGUGAUCGUUCGAGCUCCUCAGUACCUGAAGGAUCUCUUCCGGCUGGUUAAUGUGACAGAGAGCAGGACUGUGGCUAAUUACGUGGUGUGGAGGUCCAUCCUGUCCCGAGUCACAACACUGAGCCGACGCUUCCUCUACAAAUAUCUCGACUUCGCUCGAGUGACGACAGGAGCGACGUCUCUGACUCCUCGCUGGGAUAAGUGUGUUAAUUACGUGGAGAGCACGUUAAUGUACGCCACAGGACGCCUGUUUGUUGAUAAGCACUUUCAGGAAGAUAAGAAACACAUGAUGGAGGAACUGAUUGAGGGUAUUCGCUGGGCUUUCAUUGACAUGCUGGAUAAAGAGAACGACUGGAUGGAUGCAGAAACCAAGGGGAAAGCCAUAGAGAAGGCCCACGCCGUUCUGCCUAAAGUGGGUUAUCCAGAGUUCAUUCUGAACAACACUUACAUCAACAACGAUAUCCAACAGUUGCAGUUUUCAGAGAAGGAUUAUUUCGGGAACGUGAUGCAGACACUGCGCUUCAUCGCGCAGUCGGACAUCGGAUGGCUGAGAACCACGGUUCCACGCACAGAGUGGUUCACAAGCCCCACGACGGUCAACGCUUUCUACAGCUCAUCUACCAACCAGAUCAGAUUUCCAGCAGGUGAACUGCAGAAGCCGUUUUUCUGGGGACUGAAUUAUCCUCGAUCAUUAAGUUACGGAGCGAUCGGAGUGAUAGUUGGACACGAGCUCACACACGCUUUUGAUAACAACGGUCGGAAAUAUGACAAAGAUGGGAAUCUGAAUCAGUGGUGGAGCAACGCUUCAGUGACGAACUUCAACGAUAAGACGCAGUGCAUCAUCAACCAGUACAACAACUACUACUGGAAGGAGGCGGGGCUUAAUGUGAAGGGGAAGAGAACACUGGCGGAGAACAUUGCUGACAACGGAGGGAUACGAGAAGCUUUCAGGGCUUACAGGAGGUGGGUGCAGAAGGAAAGGUCAGGAGCUGAGGAGCCGUUAUUACCAGGAGUGGGUCUGACCAACAAUCAGCUCUUCUUCCUCAGUUACGCUCACGUUCGUUGUAACAGUUAUAGACCUGAAGCAGCUCGAGAUCAAAUCCUCAGUGGAGCUCACAGUCCACCUAAAUACAGGGUCAUCGGCGCUAUGAGUAACUUUGUGGAGUUCCAAAAGGCCUUUAACUGCCCUGAGACAUCGAUCAUGAACAGGGGGGCGGAGUCAUGCCGAGUGUGGUAGCGCUGGAGAACAUAGCAAAUUGUGAGUUUUUGAACAUGGGCCAAACCUUGACCAAUGAACCAUACUAAAGUGUUCUAAUCAGAACCAGGCCUCUGUAGACCACUGUAUCUUCACUUCUCCUCCACUGGAACCCAAGAGCACUUUAAGUGUUUCAUUCCUCUCCUCAUCACCUCCGUCUGAUCUCUGCUGUACAACAAUCUGGAACUCUGAGCAUGAACUCUUGAGGAACCUGAAUUCUCCACACUUCUUUAGUUGUCACUCAGAUGAAACAUUUAAAGGUUCCUUUUGAUGCACAUGUAUGAACCUUAAAGGAACCAUUUUUU
Messenger RNA from Tachysurus vachellii, 2687 nucleotides. It is a transcript of the gene phex, whose product is annotated as phosphate regulating endopeptidase homolog, X-linked. Gene Ontology annotation, molecular function: metalloendopeptidase activity. Lineage: Eukaryota; Metazoa; Chordata; Actinopteri; Siluriformes; Bagridae. Gene Ontology annotation, biological process: protein processing. Bases 130 to 2364 code for a protein of 744 amino acids. The record is from RefSeq and is a predicted model, not a curated record. Gene Ontology annotation, cellular component: plasma membrane. The transcript is spliced from 22 exons.